Molecule: messenger RNA, 1494 nt
Organism: Micromonas pusilla CCMP1545
Lineage: Eukaryota; Viridiplantae; Chlorophyta; Mamiellophyceae; Mamiellales; Mamiellaceae
Product: voltage-gated ion channel superfamily
Exons: 1
Coding region: 1-1392 (463 amino acids)
Biological process (GO): potassium ion transmembrane transport; stabilization of membrane potential
Cellular component (GO): plasma membrane
Molecular function (GO): outward rectifier potassium channel activity; potassium ion leak channel activity
Source: RefSeq, a predicted model, not a curated record
AUGCUCCCGGCGUUCGUCGUCUACCUCGUCGUCUUCUACGUCGUGUUCCGGCACGGGUUCGACGCGGAGUCGGAGCCGUUGUGGCAGAGCACGACGAACGUGGCGUACUUCAUCGUGUGCACCGUCCUCACGAUCGGCUACGGGGACGUGAGACCUUCGUCGACCGACGGCAAGAUCGUCACCAUCGCGUUCAUCCUCGCGGCGUGCGCGAUCGCCGCCGCGUGCGCGGGGUACUUCGCGGAGUACGUCCUCCGCCAUCAGAGCGAGAUGGCGAUGAAGUUGGAUCGCGCGAGGCGCGCGGAGAUCGAUACGCAGUUGCGAAAGUUGAAGACAAACGUGGAGCGAUCUCGGAGCGCUCGCGCCGGCGGCGGCGCCGGCGGGACGUCGCGAAAGCCCGCGCAACACGUCAUCGAGUUGAUCGACCCGAACGGCGGCUCGAGCGACUCGAGCGACGGGUACUCGUCGUUCAGCGGCUCCGAGGACGACGACGAUUCCUGUUUCGCGUGUCGCGACGUCGUCGAAAACGUCGCCGACGAGAUUAAGCGCGUCUGGAAGUACCUCAGAAACCAGCGUCUGAUCCUCGCCGCGCUCGUCCUCGCGGGCUUCGCGACGUUCGGCGCGCUCGUCAUGAACGCGAUCGAGGACGACUGGGGGUACGUCAACAGCGCGUACUGGGCGGUCGCGACGCUCACCGGAGUCGGCUACGGCGACUACGCGCCGACGGACAAAACCGGGCGGCUGUUCACGUGCGUUCCCGCACUGGUUCCCAUACGACCGCGUUCGCGUGGUGAACGCCGUUCCUUAAGGACUUUGCCCGGCGUCUCUCUCCGCCCAGGGUCCAUCGCUUUCAAACCCCGCCCUCGACGCCUUUCAACUCCAUCUGACGCCUUUCAACUCCACCCCGACGUCGCUUCGUAUGGAACAACCCUAAGGAUAUUCUACGCCGUCGCGGGCGUCGCGUUCGUCGCGUGGGCGCUGUGCGAGGUGUUUGAAGUCUACGCCUCCGCGGCGAUGCGCGCCAAGGCGAACGAGAGGUUGAACCGCGUCCAGUUGAGCCCGGCGGUGUUGAAAGCGAUGGGCGGCGCCAAAGGGUACGUCUCCGAGUUUGACUUCACGAAGGCGAUGCUCCUCGCGAUGACUCGCUCGACGAAGGAAGACUUCGAUUCGAUCGCCGCGCGGUACGAAGAGCUCGACGCGAACGGCGACGGGAGCUUAUCGUUCCGCGACAUCGACGGGAAGGAGGACGGCGCGCACGAGGAUCACGGCAUGACGUGGGGGGCGGGCGCGCCGGCGCCGGCGGCGGAGGCGACGGAUUGGAGGGAAAAGGUCGUCGGAGAGCCAGGGCAGCCGCGCGCGCGGUUGGCUCCCUCGGCGAGCCGCCGGGAGCGAUGACGCGCGACGCGACGGCGCGGUGCGGUAUCGGUAUCAGCGUCCGUGUGUAUCAUAGCCGGACUGUAUGUAAAAAGCAGGCACUUAGACAAGGUAUCAAAGACC